CUUAAACCGGACGUCGAGUUGUUUUUGUUUAGUGUGUGGGGGGGUUGAGCCCUACCGGCUCGAGCUUAUAUGGGAUGUUUUACUGGCUCUCUUCGUAUUUCUAUCUAUCUGAAGCAGGUGAAUGCAGCGGGGCGAAUGGCGUAGGACAGACUCGGUAGUUUAUCAGGUUAUUUCGGGGUUUUGAACAGGGAUGGAUACGCGGGUGUCGGAGCUUUUCGGGACCGCUGCCACACAAAAGUCCAGCUCUCAGGCGGCGACUAAUGGUGCUGCCAGCAGAAAAACCGCCAAAAAUGGCAGCAAAAAGUCCAAAAACCGGUCAGCCCGGUAUCCAAAAGCAAGCAAUAAUCCGCCUUAUCUACCUCCAGAGGCUGAAGAGGGAAACAUUGAGUACAAGCUGAAGCUGGUGAACCCCACUCAGUACCGCUUCGAGCACCUGGCCACACAGAUGAAGUGGAGGCUGCAGGAGGGCCGCGGCGAGGCUGUGUAUCAGAUCGGCGUGGAGGACAACGGCUUGCUGGUGGGCCUGUCAGAGGAAGACAUGAAAGCCUCUCUCAAAACUCUCCGCAGGAUGGCUGAGAAGGUGGGUGCAGACAUCACAGUUCUCAGAGAGAGGGAGGUCGAUUACGACUCUGACGAGCCACACAGAAUAGCCGAGGUCCUGGUCAGAAAAGUGCCAGAUGAUCAGCAGUUCUUGGACCUGCGGGUCGCUGUGCUGGGUAAUGUGGACUCGGGGAAGUCCACUCUGCUCGGUGUCCUUACGCAGGGAGAGCUGGACAACGGGAGAGGGAGAGCGCGACUCAAUCUCUUCAGACACCUGCAUGAGAUCCAGACAGGACGAACGUCUAGCAUCAGCAUCGAGAUAUUGGGCUUUGACAGCAAAGGAGUGGUGGUGAACUACAGUGAGUCCCGAACAGCAGAGGAAAUCUGUGAGAGUGCCUCAAAAAUGAUCACCUUCAUAGAUCUGGCCGGCCACCACAAAUAUCUGAAGACCACCAUCUUUGGCUUAACCAGCUACUGUCCAGACUUUGCCAUGCUUGUCGUCAGUGCCAACACGGGCAUUGCGGGUACGACACGUGAGCACUUGGGUCUGGCCAUGGCGUUGAAGGUGCCCAUCUUCAUUGUCGUGAGUAAGGUGGACCUGUGCGCCAAGAGCACCGUGGAGCGUACGGUCCGACAGCUGGAGCGGAUUCUCAAACAGCCUGGCUGUAACAAAGUGCCCAUGCUGGUGUCCUCGACAGACGACGCCGUCACUGCCGCCCAGAAGUUUGCACAGUCACCUAGCAUCACACCCAUUUUCACCCUGUCCAGCGUGUCUGGAGAGAGUCUUGAUUUGCUGAAGGUCUUCUUUAAUAUUCUACCUCCCCUCAGCAACAGCAAGGAGCAAGAGGAGCUCAUGCAGCAGCUCACUGAGUUUCAGGUUGAUGAGAUCUAUACAGUGCCAGAUGUGGGGACAGUCGUUGGUGGGACUCUUUACAGUGGCAUCUGCCGCGAGGGCGAGCAGCUGGUGGUUGGACCCACGGAUGACGGGAAGUUUCGGGAGCUGACAGUCUGCAGUAUCCAGAGGAAUCGCUCUGGAUGUAGGGUGCUCAGAGCUGGACAGGCAGCUACUUUGGCACUGGGCGAUUUCGACCGUUCGUUGUUACGAAAGGGUAUGGUGAUGGUUAGUCCAGAGAUGAACCCCACUAUCUGCUGGCGCUUUGAGGCAGAGAUCGUUUUGCUGUUCCAUGCCAAAACUUUCCAUAAGGGCUUCCAGGUGACUGUUCAUGUGGGCAAUGUUAGACAGACGGCCACAGUUGAGGCUCUGCAAGGAAAGGACGAGCUCCGCACCGGUGAGAAAGCUGUGGUUCGCUUCAGGUUCAUCAAACACCCGGAGUAUCUGAAGGUGGGCGCCAAGCUGCUCUUCAGAGAGGGAGUUACCAAAGGCAUCGGGCAGGUGACCAAACUACAGCCGGCGUCACAGUACCAGCACCAACCGUGACGCGCAUCCACCGCUUUCUUCUGUUCCCGUUCCGUUUGCUCGAGCCUUAGACACCAACCUCACGCCGAGACGAGCAGCUGUUCUCAUUCGAGAGGAUUCGCCUUUUCAUGUCAUAGUUUUAUCCACUUGUAGUGCGAAAGCACAGAUGUCUUUAUAUCAAACGAUGCACUGCAAAAUGAUCUUCUUCCUCCUUUUCCAGUACAAUCAUCUAAACAUUAUUUAGUCAAAAUACAUUUACUGGAGAAGUAAAAUGAUAUUAACUCUUGUUUUCUGAAGCAAAUGAAGUGCUUAAAGCAAGAACAAAAAUAACAGAAAUUAAGAUUACUUUUGGCAGAUAUUUGUUCUUGUUUUAAACUCAAUUUUGAUUAUUUUUUUCAGUAAACAAGACUUUGUAUCUUGAUUUAAGAAUGUUUAGAUAUUUGUGCUGGAAAACAAGACAGAAACACUGAGGAAGAAGAUAAUUUUUUGCAGUGUGUCUGCACAGCAUUCAGCUCAUAUCUUUCUUUUUAGUAUUCAGACGGCACUGAAUAACACAGUUCAUGACACAUUCACUGAAGCAGUCAUUACUCAGUAACCAAAGGACACAGAUUGUGUAUUAAAUGUGGCUGCCAAAGAUUUUCAUUUUGUUUUAAGAGGACAUUUUUAUAACUGAUGUCAAUGAAGAAUGGUUUCUUCUCAUGGCAGCUAGAGUUUGAAAUCAUCACCUGACCAGGAAACUCUGCUGUAUCAAAUGCCAGAAACUGUCUCUGAUAUCUUUUUAUUUAUUUUAUCGUUUUGUAACGAGGUUUUUUACCGAAGCGGCGCCAUCCGUCUUGAACAGCACAGCCUUUAGAUCUCUGCUAGAUAUAAAUACGCUGCUUAACCACCAAGUGUCCCUCCGUUCUCUCGCCAUCACCGCCUCUGAAAGCAUCAGAAGCGACUCUGCCUUGAAGUGACAGAAUGGCACGUGUCCGCCUGCACUCCAGUGCUUUAGUAGCUCAGGAAAGCUGUAGUUCUUCAGAAAGUUCACGCAGAUGAUGCUGAACUGGAGAAUUAUAUACACAUCAUUAUUUUGACAAAUUAUGCAAAGGAAUCUUUUAUCUCUACUGUCUCCCUUAGGUCCUAGAGUUUAUUACACCUGUGUUUCCCACAUGAACACUUGGUUUGGUGCUAACGCUUUUGAUUGACAUGUUUUUAGAUGUUGGGAGGGGGUGGAUGAGGGUUGUUAGAAAAACGUUCUUGCCUAAAAUCUGUCCUGUAAGCAUUGCAUGCGUGUACUGAAUACUGAACAGCAUAUCAGGACACAUGUUGUGUGUAACGUUCACUCUUUCAGGUUUCUACUCUUUCACUGUUCUGUGUUGCCUGUGCAAUUUUAGGAGAAAAAAAUGUAUUUGAACCAAAAAAUUAAGUUUUUGGAAAUUUAUAAAGAAUGUCGUAGGAUGUUUUAGUUACUUAGAUUUGUAAUAAUUUCCAUUCUAAUAUGCAUUAUUUUGAGUGACGUCUAAUUUUUACACCAAAUGUCACUUUUCUGGCUUCGGAUUCUAGAAGUUUUUUUGAGAUAUUUUAAAAUAUUUUAGCCUUACUUUUUGGUGAAUUGGAGUAUUUAUGUACAGAUUUGUUUGUAUAUUGUGAUGUACAUAAAUAAAAGUUUAUUAUAGUUUA
This is a messenger RNA of Ctenopharyngodon idella (grass carp), 3619 nucleotides long. RefSeq names its product GTP binding protein 2a (gene gtpbp2a). The transcript has 12 exons. Gene Ontology annotation, molecular function: GTPase activity; translation elongation factor activity; GTP binding. Gene Ontology annotation, biological process: translational elongation. The record is from RefSeq and is a predicted model, not a curated record. The coding region runs from base 191 to 1978 and encodes 595 amino acids. NCBI's taxonomy places the organism in Eukaryota, Metazoa, Chordata, Actinopteri, Cypriniformes, Xenocyprididae.